GUCCGGCCCGUGUGUGUGUGUCCGGCCCGUGUGUGUGUGUGUGUGUCCGGCCCGUCCCGUCCCGGCGUGCACCGGGUGUUCGCCCUUGACAACAAACAUGGCGUCGGCGACAAAGAUCAUCCAGUGGUUGCGGAACCUGGCGGCGGGGAGGAAUCUUCAAGCUAAGCUGCAGCUUCGAUACACUGAAGUUGCUUCCAGAAGCCCAGAGCCGCCGAUUCUACCAGUUGGUCCCAGUCAUAAAUUUGCAGAUAACUACUACUGCCUACGUGAUGGUCGCCGAGAGACGGCUCCACCUACAAUCAUUUGGUCACCACAGAUAGCACUAGCAGCAGAAACCUCGGCAACCAGCAGUGAAAGCACUGUGGCAGCCACCGGCGUUAAGAUGCCGGUUAAACCUGGACAGCCGGUCAAGAUGGAGCUAUCCACCGAUCAGCCUUACUUGUGACCCCCGACAGGACGUGAUUGUGGACUCUGUGACACUUUGUAAGUGGUGUCGUCCAUGGGAAGUGUUUGAGCUACUGAACAACCAACUCCAUGGAGUUCCAGCAUCAGGUGACCCAUGUGGGAGCGUUGCAGUCCCACUGCUUGUGGAGUUAGUAAACUGUUCAUGUAAACUGUCUCAGUAAGCAUUCACCAUAAUAAACACCAUGUGUGCAAUA
Molecule: messenger RNA, 659 nt
Organism: Leucoraja erinaceus (little skate)
Lineage: Eukaryota; Metazoa; Chordata; Chondrichthyes; Rajiformes; Rajidae
Gene: ndufa7
Product: NADH:ubiquinone oxidoreductase subunit A7
Exons: 4
Coding region: 98-445 (115 amino acids)
Biological process (GO): mitochondrial electron transport, NADH to ubiquinone; ATP synthesis coupled electron transport
Cellular component (GO): mitochondrial inner membrane
Source: RefSeq, a predicted model, not a curated record